GAGCACAUCUCCGCUGAUCUCCAACCGAACCAUAGUCCUCCGAACCAAACGAAUACUGACUGUUACCGACCGAUAAAAACAGCCGCUAUGAAGAAGCAGACGCUUUUCCUCCUCUGGCUGCAACUUUUCACCGCUUGUCUAGUGUUUGGGGUCAACGGUGAUUACUGUGAGGUCAAUGUGUGCAGCAAUGGUGGAACCUGUGUGACUGGGGCAGGGGCUCCGUUCAUCUGCAUCUGCCCCGAUGGCUUCUCUGGAGAAACUUGCAAUGAAACUGAGACUGGGCCCUGCAACCCCAACCCGUGUAAGAAUGAUGCCAUCUGUGAGUUAACGGGCCAGACCCGCCGAGGUGAUGUCUUCAGUGAAUACGUCUGUAAAUGCCAGCCGGGCUUUGAUGGAGUUCACUGCCAGAACAGUGUCCAAGGGGCAGAUUUAAGUUCAAACAAAGAUGUAAACGACUGUGCUGGCCAGCCAUGUGAGAAUGGUGGCACCUGCAGAGACCUGGAUGGAGAUUUUAAAUGCCACUGCCCUUCCCCUUACGUAGGGAAACAUUGUCAACUCCGCUGUAUAUCUCUGCUCGGCAUGGAGGGAGGGGGCAUCGCUGAGUCCCAGAUCUCAGCCUCAUCAGUCCGCUACAGUUUGCUGGGCCUGCAGCGCUGGGGCCCUGAGCUCGCCCGCCUCCACAACAAAGGACUGGUUAAUGCCUGGAGUGCAGCUGCACAUGACAAGAAUCCAUGGAUCGAAAUCAACAUGCAAAGAAAGAUGCGCUUUUCAGGUAUCGUGAUGCAGGGCGCCAGUCGUAUGGGCACAGCUGAGUUCAUCAAGGCCUUCAAAGUGGCCUCCAGCCUUGACGGCAAGAUGUACACCAUGUACAGAACAGAUGGACAGAGGAAGGACCAUGUGUUUGUGGGGAACGUGGACAAUGACGGCACCAAGACCAACCUGUUUGACCCCCCAAUCAUUGCCCAGUACAUCCGCAUUGUUCCUGUUGUGUGUCGCAAGGCUUGCACAAUGCGCAUGGAGCUGGUGGGCUGCGAACUCAACGGUUGUUCAGAGCCGAUGGGCAUGAAGUCCCGACUGGUGUCUGACCGCCAGAUCAUGGCCUCCAGCACCUUCUGUACCUGGGGUAUUGAAGCUUUCACCUGGCACCCUCACUACGCCCGGCUGGACAAACAGGGCAAGACCAACGCCUGGAUCGCUGCCACUAACAACCGGUCUGAGUGGCUGCAGGUGGACCUGAAAUCUACCAAGAAAAUAACAGGAAUCAUCACACAGGGGGCCAAAGACUUUGGCUCCAUCCAGUUUGUUACAGCUUUCAAAGUGGCCUACAGUGAUGAUGGGCGGUCCUGGACUAUAGUGAAGGAUGAGACAACAAAGACAGACAAGAUCUUCCCAGGUAACAGCGACAACAACGUUCACAAAAAGAACAUCUUUGAGCCGCCGUUUUAUGGCCGAUAUGUCCGCAUCCUGCCCUGGGAGUGGCACGAGCGCAUCACCCUGCGAAUGGAGCUUUUGGGUUGUGAUGAGUAGCGCUGCCGUAGAACCCGUCCCCCCACCUCCUCCUUUCUCUACCUCCUUCCCCCUUCCAGCCUCCUCUUUCCUCCCUACCUUGUCCCUCCCCUCCUGAGCCACACCUGCACUGCCUUGCUCUCAGCCCUAGGGGGCAGCAAACACCAGAGUAGCACACAACCACCCAGACCCUGGCUGGUUGAAGGUGGGAGAUGUUACCCUUAACCGCUGUUACCAGGACCCUUAUUGAGCUAAGCUCAUGUGUCCCCUCAUUUCUUUGUUUCCUGAUCUGAUCACUCAUCUUUUCCACCGGAACCAAAUCUGUGAUCUCUUCAAGAAGCAGGGCUGGGAUCAGAUUUUGUCCCACUUAUUGGCUAAAUAAAGGUGGGGAUUCCCUCAUUCCUGUGUCAGAGGUCAGGGGUAACAAGACUGCUGCUGUAUCAGUUGGUGCUGCCUGGACUCUGAUUAUAGAUCAGUUCUACCUGGAACAUUGAACCUCCAAGACCCACGGCUGGUGAUGUACAUAAGCUCCACUAAAAAGCUUGCACACAUCCUUUAACUGACCACUUGAUGUCCCCUCAAGUCACAGAAAAUAUAUAUUAUCUUACGUGGAUACACUGAUAUGCAUGAUCAGUUAUUUUUCUUCACCAAAAUGUGUCUGCUCAAAAAACAAACAACCAAACAAAAAAAACAGGUUCAUAUAUUGGCAAGUAACUUGAACUUUGUCUUCUGGUUUGUUGUGCUAAAUUAGCAACUCAUAUCUAAACAAUACAGUAAAACAUAUUUUUAUUUGUUGAGCAAAGAUAAGUGACUGAACAUUUCAAGGGUUCCCACUGUGUGCUACAGUAUUCCUUGUAUUUCUCUGCAGUGGUUUGGACAGUAAAAUCCUCUGUUUAUGUUUCCUCAUGUACAUUUGUUUGGACUGCUUUAAGAGGUUUAACAUCUGUGGUGUAAACAUAGUGUUCAUUUAAACAUACACAAAUAACAGCUAAUAACAGACGAGCGAAAAUCCUCCAUUUAUACAAGUAACUGUUACUGAACUGGUGCACGAAACUGUUUUCAUGAUUUGGCUGCUUCCAAUCAAAGUAUAAAGUCAUGUCAUCUUGUGCCAACACACCCUCAGGUUUUUGUGUUUGUGGGUUUAUUUAGAAAAAUCUAGUAACUACCGCACACACACACACAACUAAAAAGGAAUCAAACAUGUUAAGUCUCUGUCACUGUGAGAUUUAAUCAGUCAGUGAACCAUCACAGUCUGUCUGUUUAGCAGCCAAACAGAUGUGAUCUCAAAGCCAGAGGACACACCCUCAUUGACAGACAGGAUGUUAUAAACAAAGGACAAAAAGAGUUUAAGAUCAUUGUUGAUGGGAAAGAGAAGAGAGACUGUUUAUUGCUCUUGAGGAAAAUGCCACUGAGAUUUACACAUGUGGCCGUCACGAGCUGGUAUGGUGUGUUCUGCCAAGAAAAGGACAUCUUACGCAACAACUCAUGUUUUCAAGUCUUACAUUAUGUUUUGGAAAAUGAUCUCACCUUUGGCAGUAUAUGUUUUAGUCACUUGACCACUUUUUUUCUUUGUGACAGUUAAUGCAGUUUUUCAUAUGCCAUUGGCUGCUACAGGAGAUGUGAAUCAAAUUUCAUGAGGUGGUUUAUUUUAGAAAAAAAGUCCCUUUUAUGGUUAGUUUACAGUUAAAUAGUCUAGGUUUUAACAGGCUGUUUGAUGUGGAAUGAAUAUGGAAGAAAGCCUGAUAUUUCUCCCCAUCUGUGAUUUUCACAACUACUUCAGACCUGGACACUUCUUUGAAAUACUUCUGAUCCAUUUUUUUUUCUUCUUUUGGUAACAGCGUUCUUGGAUUGGCAGACAGCUAUCGAUGUAUUAUACAUUACACCAGUGUUUUGCUAGAAUAACAGUAUUAAAGCAGUAAUUGUCCAAGAAUUGUGUGUAUUACUAAUUGCUUAGCCUCAUAAAUUAAGAAAUAACAACAAUGUGAUGGCUGCAAGUUUAAAAAGAAUGAUGGAUAUUAUCGUCUCAGGUCAAAGCAGAUCUGCUCCUAAUGUACAGGAAGUGCUACUGAGCACUACUCCUUCGCUCACUCACGUGGCUGUGCUUCUCGUUGUGUUCACCCAGUUUCACUUUUUUAUGGCACUUUGAUGUUUGUGUUUUGAUAUUUGAAAUAUUAAAAAACAACCAAAAAGAAAAACAAACAAAAAAAAAACAGUAUUGUGCAUUGAAGAACAAAGAGUAAACAUAUUCGUUAUUACAUGUAGAGGUAAAAUAGGAGAGAAAAACAGGCUUGCAGUUCAGUGUCUUUGUUAGAUUAAACUGAGAUUUAAAAGUCUGGGGGAAUCUCUCGCUUUGGUUGCUAAGUGUUAAUAUGUGACAUGCAUAUAUAGAGUACUUUUGUACUGGGGUCUGUCCGCAUUAAUAGAUGUUAAUGUUUGCUGCAGAUCUUUUAUUUUGGGUCCAACAUUAUGCCUCCAGUUCAAAGCUGUGGCCCCGCUGAUAAGACGGUAAAAGAGAAACCAAAUUAAAGCUGAUUUUAACGGUUCCACUGGACAUGACACGACAUGCCAUAUCAUCUGCUUCUGCCGCCCCGUCACAGUAUUCUAAACCUUUCCACCCCAUGAAUUAUGAAUUAUGGGCUUGUGCAAUAUUAUACUGUGUUAGUUUUGAUAACAAUGAAUAUUAAUUCAAGAUCCUUAAAAAUGCAUGAGGGGAUAGCGGUGCCACUGAGAGGUCGCAGAUGGAUGUUGGUGUCAAACACUGUACAAUAUUUAUUAUUGUCGCAGACGAUUCCAUAACCCUUGUUAUCCACAUCUGCAUGCAUUUUAUUGACUAGUGUUGGGUCAGUUUUAGUUUAACCGAUUUGACUUCAUUGGUGACAUAGCUUCAUUUCUUUUGGGUGUUCAUCAGCUUUGAUGUUACUAUAGAUAUCUUGUUCCCCUGCUGUUUUAUAUGAUUGAUCAAAAAGAAAUUGAUGUGUUUUAUUGUAUUCUGAGUUCAUUUCUUGCUAUACUGACUGUUGACCUCAUAGAAUUUGGACUGGAUUUUUAUUUUUUUUUUAAUUAUUAUUAUUCCAGUAUUGUGUUUCUAAGAAAACCUUAUGUUUGGCCUUUAUAUCUUAAAAUGAAGAAUAAAUAAAGAAUUUAAAAACACA
Messenger RNA from Stegastes partitus (bicolor damselfish), 4658 nucleotides. RefSeq names its product milk fat globule EGF and factor V/VIII domain containing b (gene mfge8b). Lineage: Eukaryota; Metazoa; Chordata; Actinopteri; Pomacentridae. The transcript is spliced from 11 exons. Gene Ontology annotation, cellular component: plasma membrane. Gene Ontology annotation, molecular function: calcium ion binding; signaling receptor activity. Bases 88 to 1527 code for a protein of 479 amino acids. The record is from RefSeq and is a predicted model, not a curated record.